CUCUAACUGAUUGCCUUUGCUUUGAACGGUCAUCUUAUUGUUUCUGCAUUUUGCUUUCGACGUCUCCCUCCAUCACAGCUUCAGUAGUAGAAACAGUUUCCAUAGUUUAAUUUGUACAACUCAGAGAAUAAGUCAUACUUUUAGUAUUUUUCAUGGGAGUAACACAAUGGACUGGAUGAUAUCUACCACAUUAUUCUUGUCAGUGUUACAAGCUGCACUUUGUUUCAAUAUUGAUCCUGUGGCUUGGAAGUCCCUGAGUAACUCUGCUGCAGGUUUUGGAUACCAGGUGGUACAAAGACAAUCAGAUUUGCUGGUCAGUGCCCCCCUUGCACAAUAUUCAUCAAGUCAAAGAGGCCAAAUAUUUAAGUGCUCCACCGAAUCCUGCACGAAAGUAUCAGUACCAGUGCCAGAAUUUGCAGUCAACAUGUCCCUUGGUUUGACAAUGACAAGUGAUCCCACCACACAAAACACUCUGGCAUGUGGUCCAACCAUCCCAAAGGACUGCAAAAGUAUCACGCUGUAUAGUGGUGUAUGCUUGCAGUUAUCCAGUCAUAAUCGUGUUGGACACUCUAUGCCUUCUUCUUCUGAAGAGUGUCGAACCCAAGCAGAAAUUGCAUUUCUGUUGGAUGGCUCAGGCAGCGUAGAUGCAGAGGAUUUUUAUAGAAUGAAGACUUUUGUGAAAAAUCUGGUCGGAUCAUUCCAGGGACAGGAUACAAAGUUUGCCAUUGCCCAGUUCUCCACAAAUCCCACCAUCCAUUACUACUUUAAUACUUUUGAUACUAAUAACUGGAAAUCUCAAAUUGAUGGAAUAAGACAGAUAAGUGGAUCCACUUACACAGCUGAAGCCAUCGAACACGUUGUCAACUAUGUCUUCUCGGCAAGCAGAGGCUCCAGGUUAGAUGUGAAGAAGAUUUUAAUAGUCAUUACAGAUGGAGAAUCUCAUGACCGGGCGUAUUUGCAAAAUGCAGUAAAUUCAGCUGAAAAGAAAAAGAUUGUUCGAUUUGCUAUUGGGGUGGGGGGUGCAUUCACAAAUUACAGAGCAAAACAGGAACUGGCCACCAUUGCAUCUAAACCCUCAGCAAAUCAUGUGUUUCAAGUAUCAAACUUUGACGCUCUUGAACAAAUACGGCAGAAUUUGCAGGACAAAAUCUUCUCUAUUGAAGGAUCUCAAACUGGUGGAGAGUCAUUGAAAAUGGAAAUGGCUCAAAUGGGAUUCAGUGCAGCUUAUGUACCUGGGGGGAUUCAGAUGGGUAUUGUUGGUGCCAACCAGUGGAAGGGAGGUUACCAGAAAUAUACAAGCACAGGCCAGAAGAGGAUCUCCUAUGAGCCUUCAAAUAUGGAACCUGACAGUUAUCUGGGUUACUCCAUGGCAGUCGCCAAAACAUGGUUUGGCACACUGACAAUUGUUGGUGCUCCAAGAUAUCAACACAGAGGAGUUGUGAUGUCAGUUUUUGAAGACAGCAUUGACCAAAAAAUUGAUCCCCUUGCUUGGCAGUUUCAGAUUGGUGAAUAUUUUGGUGCAGUGGUUUGUGCCAUGGAUGUGGAUCGUGACACGUACACUGACCUAGUCCUCAUAUCUGCCCCUAUGUACAUGGACAUUGAUAGAGAAGGACGAGUUUAUGUUUGCAGCUUAUCAAAUGUGAGAGUUGAGUGUCGCUUCGAUAAUCCAUUAGUACUGAGAGGGGAUGCAUCUGACCAAGGAAGGUUUGGGUCUUCUCUCGCUGUAUUGCCUGACCUUAACAGUGAUGGUCUCAAUGAUUUGGCAGUUGGAGCACCUUUGGAGAAUGGUGGUCGAGGUAGCAUCUACAUCUUCCACGGCGAAACAGGAGGAGGAAGGAUUAGUCCUACUUACUCACAGAGAAUCGCUUCCUCUGAAGUCCAGCCAGGACUGAAGUUCUUUGGCAUGUCGAUCAGUCAGUCGUCUUUUGACCUUAGUAACGACAAUCUGCCUGAUUUAGCAGUGGGUUCAAAGGGAACAGUUGUCUUACUCAGAUCAAAGCCUAUAGUAAUGGUAGAAGCUGCGGUGACAUUCAACCCAAACAAAAUCCAAACUCAAAACUCAGACUGCUCAAAACCACUGGACAACACAGCUAGAAUCUGCUUUACCAUGACCGGACGCUCUACAGUAGAUAAAGCUAUAGCAACGAUUAAUUAUACUUUAACGCUGGAUGCCACACGUAAGGUCCCAAACAACCGAGCUUACAUCACGGAGAAACAGCGAGAGCAGAGUGGAUCAAUAACUCUUGGCUUAGAGAAACGAUGCUUCGAUGUGAGCUUCCACAUUGAGGCCUGUCCAGAAGAUGCUCUGAAUCCACUUGACAACGAGCUCCGAUUCACCUUUGACGGUUUGGCUUCUGACAAAAAUCUCAAGCCAUGUCUGGCCCAACAGGCUCAGACAACAACCUUUCAUCCUUUACCUUUUGAGAUCAACUGCGGCAAUGACAACAACUGUAUAGAUAACCUGAAAGUGGAUUUCAACUUCACCAGUUCCUCAGAGGUUAAAGUAGGCAUUGAUGAACUGCUGGAGGUCACUGUGUCAGUGGAAAACAGGGAGGAAAACUCCUACAACAGCCAUGUCAUUCUCACGUACCCACCUGGGCUCUCCUACAGGAAGUUUACAGGCCUGCAGGGAAGAAUUGAGUGCAACUCCUUGGACAGUGGAGCCGGCUUAUCUCAGGGAAAGACAGACUGCACUAUUGACAAGCCUAUUUUCAAGAGUAACGCUAAGGCGCUCUUCAUUGUGUCCUAUGGGAUCGAAAGCAACAGUCAACUUGACAGGAAGUUAUUCAUCACUGCAAAUGCCACCAGUGGGAACGAGCACUCCAAGUCAAGUGAACUUUACAAAAUGAAAGGGAUUGAUGUGAAGUACAGCAUUUUUAUGACAAUUGAAAGUUCCCUCAGCUACAGCAAUUUCACUUACGGCAAGAGUAAUUUGCAGAAACCAGUCCAACAAUCAAUUAAGGUUGUGAAUGACAUCAGAGCACUGAAUUUCACUGUGGUGAUCAGGGUGCCAGUAAAGCUUGGUAAUAAAGACAUCUGGGUGGAUUCGAGCAGUUUGCAGAUUCCAGACUGCCAAAGAGAUAAAGAUGAAAAACCCACUGUCACAAAUUUUGUUGCUCAGAUACAGAAAAAUAAGUCAGUGGACUGCUCUGUAGCCAGUUGCAGAGUGUUCAAGUGCAAUCGAUUCACGGGACCUCUGGAGAUUAAAAAGUACACAAUCUCUGCCAACCUUAGUUCUGAAUGGAUAAAGCAGAUUGGACUUGAUUCUGCCAAAUUCCUCUUGACCAGCAUGGCCAGUCUGGAGUAUGACAGAAACCAGUACAUCUUCUUUUCAGUGCAGUCAAAUAACAAUCCUCCCAUUCACAAGAUUGUGGCAGAGGUAGAAGUGUAUCCUGAACCAGACUUCACCAAAGAGAUUGUUGGAGGAUCUCUGGGAGGGUUGGCUCUGCUGGCUUUACUCACUGCUGGCCUGUACAAGGCUGGAUUUUUCAAGAGUAAAUACAAGGAGAUGAUUAAUGAGGAACAAACAGCUGAUCCGGGGGUUGAGGGAGGCGAACCCACACCGGAGUGACAAACAUGAAGUCAGUUGAUGUCCCACAGACAAGCUGAUACAAGCCAGAAAACACCAAAACUGUUCCAACAUCUACACUGGCUUUGUUAUCUUGGAUUAUUUCAUCUUUACCAUAAGUUGUUGUACCAUAAGUUUGUCCUAAAUAGAAAAUAUAUAAAUAUGUUGCCAUUUUCAUGAAUAGAUAUUUGAAUGGAAAAUAUAUUUGUGCAACCACUUUCAUUUGAUUAACCUGAAAAAGAGCUUGUGAUGCAUACAUAGAGUGGCAAGAGUUUUAGAGCUUCAAAACUGAUUUUGUAAUCCACAUUUUGAACUGAAUUGCUUACUUGGUCUACGAUGAAAUAUUUGUGCUGAUAUCCCUGCAAACCAUGUGUGUUAAUCUGUAAUUUUUUUUAAGUGAAAAAUAAUUCAAUACAGUAUGAUCCUCUGGAGUCUGGUUUUCAUCACGUGAUACACUGUAAAUCUGCUGAAAUACAAGGUGGAACACUUAAGAGCGAGCAUCUUACUUGCUUAGAGUAAGAUAACAUGUAUUUGAUAUGACUUUUAUUGACCUAUGUGAGCUGCUUUUAAAAUGUGCAAUGUUGUGUUCUGAAAGUAUGUAAAAAGACAUAUUUGAUGCUUCAU
This is a messenger RNA of Thunnus maccoyii (southern bluefin tuna), 4192 nucleotides long. RefSeq names its product integrin alpha-M-like. Gene Ontology annotation, biological process: cell adhesion mediated by integrin; integrin-mediated signaling pathway; cell-cell adhesion. Gene Ontology annotation, cellular component: external side of plasma membrane; integrin complex. Gene Ontology annotation, molecular function: integrin binding. The record is from RefSeq and is a predicted model, not a curated record. Lineage: Eukaryota; Metazoa; Chordata; Actinopteri; Scombriformes; Scombridae. The transcript is spliced from 30 exons. Bases 167 to 3571 code for a protein of 1134 amino acids.